AUGGGCCUUACAGAGCCUCCUCGUCUCCAUGCCUUUGGGUAUCACUUGGGUAUCCGGGAAGAGCCGAAGACUACACUCAAGCCUCUCUUACCAGAACUGCUCACAUGGGAUCAGGCGAGGGCCCUGAUCGAUAUAUACACAUCUGUAAUCCAACCCGUCUUUGGAUUUCUGGAUACGGACCUGCUUUACCAGCGAAGUCGCUCCCACUGGCAUGGCCAGACACAAAGAAUACAAUACGAGGCUCUACUGAGCGGCGUCAUUGCCCUGGCCUCGUUUUUCUCAGAUCAGCUCCCCAGAGACGUUGAAAUGCGAAUCGCCCUUCACUCAAAGUCUAUUUUAGAAGACCCAAUGGUUGGCAUCUUCCCCUGUCUCGAUCUCGUCUCGGCGUCAAUCUUGCGGACGCUAUAUGUCCGCGGGACAACUCGUCCAUAUGUGGCUGGCCUGUCUAGUCUAAUCACGAUCAACAUGAUAGAGGUCAUGGGUUUCCACCAGAAUGAAAAUUCCAUAUCUUUUGUGGGAGAUCAGAGGCCUGCGGAUAACGUUGUCGGGGGAGUGAACAUCAGGGAGAGAGUUGCAAUGGUUGCUCAGAGUCUUCACAUCCUCUUUGCCUACGACUUUGGAAGAUCUAUCGUGAAUCUUGUAUCUUUGCCUCCUUGUAAUCCCCCACAAAGUGCCGGGGACUUUACAUUCCAACAGACAGCACUGACGAACAUACUCUCCAAAAGUCUUGAUGAGAAAGAAAGUGCAGCAGAUUCGAGGGAGCGCCUUGUGAUAGCACUGGAAGAACUCGCAGCUAUGCCAGCCAAUCACGAUUUCACAGUUUUGACAAAGGCCGAACUCUGUUUUGCUGUAUAUCGCCGCCUGAGACUGCUUCAUCCGCCAUUGCAAGAGGCUCAGGUUGAACAUAUCAUCCAGGUUGGGGCCGCUGCCAUACCUGCAGCUCGCCGCCUCGCGGCUCUGAAGCACCCGUGGUGGAAUACUAUCCAUACAAUAUUUCAAUAUAAGUAG
Messenger RNA from Clonostachys byssicola, 1008 nucleotides. Lineage: Eukaryota; Fungi; Ascomycota; Sordariomycetes; Hypocreales; Bionectriaceae. The record is from the annotation of a GenBank genome assembly.